Messenger RNA from Sphaeramia orbicularis (orbiculate cardinalfish), 1365 nucleotides. RefSeq names its product nuclear receptor subfamily 5, group A, member 1b (gene nr5a1b). NCBI's taxonomy places the organism in Eukaryota, Metazoa, Chordata, Actinopteri, Kurtiformes, Apogonidae. The transcript has 7 exons. Bases 1 to 1365 code for a protein of 454 amino acids. The record is from RefSeq and is a predicted model, not a curated record. Gene Ontology annotation, cellular component: RNA polymerase II transcription regulator complex. Gene Ontology annotation, biological process: tissue development; hormone-mediated signaling pathway; regulation of transcription by RNA polymerase II. Gene Ontology annotation, molecular function: zinc ion binding; nuclear receptor activity; RNA polymerase II cis-regulatory region sequence-specific DNA binding.
AUGAUGGAGAGUCAGACCAGGAUUGUUGUAAUGGAGUUCAUGCAUAAUGUGGUGUUAGAGGAGCUGUGUCCAGUCUGUGGUGAUAAAGUCUCUGGUUAUCACUACGGGCUCCUCACCUGUGAAAGCUGCAAGGGGUUUUUCAAAAGAACUGUUCAAAAUAACAAGAAAUACGUCUGCAUUGAAAACCAGGAGUGCAGGAUUGAUAAAACCUACAGGAAACGGUGUCCAUUCUGCAGGUUUCAGAAGUGUCUUCAUGUUGGAAUGAGACUGGAAGCUGUUCGGGCAGAUCGGAUGCGAGGCGGCCGGAACAAGUUUGGACCCAUGUACAAACGUGACCGUGCCCUCAAACAGCAGAGGAAAGCUCUGACACAAGCAUCUGUGGUCUCCUCAAACCUCCAGAGAGGCUUCAAUGAGCACUCGCAACCUGUUCCCAUAAUUCCCUGUGUAACCGCACGAGAGGACCUCAUCAGCCUCCAGCCUCCGUUACCUUCCAGUUCACCUGGGUCUUAUCCCUGCACCCUCUCAAACUGGACCAUCAAAUCAGACCACACCAACAGCAGUGUACAUUCACCAGGACCUCCUGUAGAAAACAACAUUCAUUCAGAGGAGAUCUUCUCCACACAGCUUUCCAGAAUGCCCCGACUGGUGAUUGAGUUACUGCGCUGUGAUGUAGAUGAGCUGCAGCUGCAACAGAAGAUCAAUGUUUAUCUCCAGCAGCAGCAGAACAUCUGGAAGAAGCAUGGAGCACCCAGUACCUUCAGCCUGAUGUGUCACAUGGCCGAGCAGACUCUGUUCUCCAUAGUGGAGUGGGCUCGGAGAUCCAUCUUCUUCAAACAGCUUAAGGUGAGUGACCAGAUGAUGCUUCUGCACAGCUGCUGGAGUGAACUGCUGCUCCUGGACGUCAUCUCCAGGCAGGUUCUUCAUGGUAAAGACGGUCACCUUCUCCUGGUCUCUGGGCAUGAGGUGGAGCUGUCGGCCAUAGCCUAUCAUGCUGGUCCAACCUUGGCCAACCUGGUACAGAGGGGACAGGAGCUGGCCCAGAAGUUCCACAUCCUCCAAGUGGACCGUCAAGAGUUUUCCUGUAUUAAGUUUCUGACCGUCUUUAACCCAGAUGAGAAACAGCUGGAAGACUCUCCGUUCAUAGAGAGCGUCCAGGAGCAGGUUCAAGGAGCCCUGCUGGAGUACACCCUGUGCACUACCUCUCAGUGUCUGGGGAGGUUCACCCACCUGCUGCAGUGUUUAUCUGACAUUCGCUCCCUCAGCACCCUGGCUGAAGACUACCUGUGGUACAAACACCUGAGCGGUGAGGUGCCCUGCAACAGCCUGCUCAUUGAGAUGCUCCACGCCAAACGCAGCUGCUCAUGA